Molecule: messenger RNA, 1545 nt
Organism: Propithecus coquereli (Coquerel's sifaka)
Lineage: Eukaryota; Metazoa; Chordata; Mammalia; Primates; Indriidae
Product: leucine-rich repeat-containing protein 37B-like
Exons: 2
Source: RefSeq, a predicted model, not a curated record
AUGUCCCUACUGCGCCUCUGGACCCUAUGGGUCCUUCUCAUGUGGCAAUCGUUGUGGCUGUUGGUCCAGGCAGCUCUGCUUCUGGAGUGGGCCUGGGACCUGGUCCGGCUGACCUCUGAACCCCUAGGACCCACCAGGCCCUGGUCUUCCCGCUCCUCUGAUCUCCCACCCGAAUCGCCCCACGCGCUUCCACCCUCGGCAGACCCUGAGGGCUUUGCUUACCUGGGGUCCUCUGCUUCUUCCCAGAUGUUGGCCCCGCCUCGGGAGUUGACGGAGACUUCGGCUCCAUUCCUGGACACGCAUUCAGCUCAAGAGCUGCCGCCAGGGCCAGAUCCGUUUGCUGUUCCACAUCGGGAUCUCAGUGACAAGCUGACUGGACAACAAAGGCCCCCAGAGGUGGUUCCAGUGCCAGGUUGGGAUCAGACUCGAGUCCUAGCUCUACCUGCUCAACUCAGAAGUAAGAUUGAAGCUGUAGGUCUAGAUCAGCCUGCAGACCACCAGGCAUUGGAAAUAUUUGUUCCACCUCUAGAUAGUCAGAGUUCAAAACCAACAAGGUUUAUUAUUUCACCAAAGAACCUAAAGAAAGACCUAGCUUAGCAUCAACGACUUACUAAGGUGGUUUUUGGAACUUCAAAUCAAUUUGCAUCAAAACCUCAACAUCAAAAACAAACUCUACGGGAUGGUGAUUACCUAGAUCCAAGUACAGAUAUAGUUUAUCCUGGUGGCCUACCUCUGGAAUUCCUAGAGAACUUAGAUGAGCCUGCAGGGCCUCCUGAAUUUUCUCAAUUCCAUCUAGAGGAUGAAAUUCAAAAUCCAGAGACCACUAAAGAGAUCCAGUCUUCUUCAUUCCAGCAAGAAGCCCCAGAACAAUCCUCUGAGGAGGUAGAACCUUCUUCAACCCAGCAGGAGUUCCCAGCUCAGCCUCCACAGCCUCCUGAGCAGGUUGAACUUUCUUCAGCAGAGCAGGAGGCCCCAGCUCAGCAGCUACCAGAUACUGAAGAGGUUGUAGCUCAGCCAUCAAUACAUCAUGAAGUGAACGUUCCAUCUCCAAGUUGGACUGCAGCUCAGCACUCAGUCUUGUCCAGAGUCACAGUUAAACCUGUGGAUCUGGAGCUUACAGUAACUCCAGAGCCAGGUAACAACACUGAACCUACUCCAAGUCGGCAGCAAGCCCCAGCUCAGCCUCCAGAGCACCCUAAGGAGGGAGAACCUUCCUCAACCCAACAAGAAGCCAAGCUCCUGAGGAGGUUGAACAUUCCUCAACCCAACAAGAAGGCCCAGUUCAAACACCAGAGCUCCCUGAGGAGGUUCAACCUUCUGCCACCCAGGAGGAGACCCCAGCUGAGUCUCCAGGCUUUCCUGUGGAGGCGGAACCUUCCCCCAAUAGGAGUUAGUCCUGUGAGGCAAAUAGUUGUUGCUAGUUUGCAUUUUGAUCCAGAAAUAACCUUUUCAUUUUCCAGAAUUCUCAGUGAAAAUCAUUUGACUGAAUUACGUAAAGAUUCAUUUGAAGGCCUGCUAUCCCUCCGGUAUUUGUAAGUUAGCUAG